AGCUCUGCAUCAAUCAGGAUGAAGAACAACUUGUGGUGAAGAAGCAGGAGAUGAAAACCUUUCCUGCAUCUCCUACCAGUGUAGAAAUAAGCUGCAGUGAACCCGAACCAAACAGGGAGCAACUCGUCUCUCGGGACGGCUGUGAUGCUGAGGACCGAAAUCAGGAAGAAAGCAAUGAUGAAGACACAGAAAUAAGCAGCGAUGAAGAACCGAAACAAAAUAACAGAUGUCAGAAAACCAGAGGGUAUGAUAACAAUUCUGACAAAUUAAAACAAAAAGAGCAGAAGAAAACGCACAAAGAUAAAAAUCUGUAUUCAUGUACGAUGUGUGAUGAAUUGUUUUCUCAAAAGACUCACUUGAUCUACCACAUGAGAACGCACACAGGUGAGAAGCCUUUCUCAUGCAAGUUUUGUGGAAAAUGUUUCAGUCGAGAAAGUAUUGUGAACAAUCACCUGAGAAUCCACACAGGCGAAAAGCCCUUCUCAUGUCUGACCUGUGGAAAAAGUUUCACUCUCAAACAUAAGUUGACGGAUCACAUGAGAAUUCACACGGGUGAGAAACCGUUUCCGUGCAACGCUUGUGAUAAAUCUUUUAAUCUAAAAAGCAAUCUGAAGCAGCACCUGAGAAUCCACACGGGCGAGAAGCCUUUCUCAUGUGUGACCUGCGGUAAAAGUUUCAGUCAAAGAAGUCAAGUAACGCUUCACAUGAGAAGUCACACGGGUGACCGACCUUUUUCAUGCGUGACCUGUGGGAAAAGUUACAGCCACAAAGGUCACCUAACUGAUCACAUGAGAACUCACACAGGUGAGAAGCCAUUUUCAUGUCUGACAUGUGGAAAAAGUUACAGUCAGAAAGGCAAUUUGACAGUUCACAUGCGAAUUCACACAGGUGAGAGGCCGUUUCCAUGUAGCACCUGUGGAAAAACCUUCAGUCGAAGAAGUCGUUUAAAAACUCACAUGAGAACUCAUACGGGUGAAAAGCCGUUUUCAUGUGUGAACUGUGGAAAAUGUUUUAGUCACAAACAGGUUUUAACUCGGCACAUGAUGAUUCACACUGGUGAAAAGCCGUUUUCAUGUGUGACCUGUGGAAAAGGUUUUAGUCACAAACAGGUUUUAACUCGGCACAUGAUGAUUCACUCUGGUGAAAAGCCGUUUUCAUGUGUGACCUGUGGAAAAGGUUUUAGUCGAAAACUUAGUUUAACUGAACACAUGAUGAUUCACACUGGUGAAAAGCCGUUUUCAUGUGUGAACUGUGGAAAAGGUUUUAGUCACAAACAGGUUUUAACUCAGCACAUGAUGAUUCACACUGGUGAAAAGCCGUUUUCAUGUGUGAAAUGUGGAAAAAGUUUUAGUCAAAAACAGGUUUUAACUCAGCACAUGAUGACUCACACAGGUGAAAAGCCAUUUUCAUGUGUGAAAUGUGGAAAAGGUUUUAGUCGAAAACUUAGUUUAACUCAGCACAUGAUGAUUCACACUGGUGAAAAGCCGUUUUCAUGUGUGAAAUGUGGAAAAAGUUUUAGUCAAAAACAGCAUUUAACUCAGCACAUGAUGACUCACACAGGUGAAAAGCCAUUUUCAUGUGUGAAUUGUGGAAAAGGUUUUAGUCACAAACAGCAUUUAACUCGGCACAUGAUGACUCACACAGGUGAAAAGCCAUUUUCAUGUGUGAAUUGUGGAAAAGGUUUUAGUCACAAACAGCAUUUAACUCGGCACAUGAUGACUCACACUGGUGAAAAGCCGUUUUCAUGUGUGAACUGUGGAAAAGGUUUUAGUCACAAACAGGUUUUAACUCAGCACAUGAUGAUUCACACAGGUGAAAAGCCGUUUUCAUGUGUGAACUGUGGAAAAAGUUUUGGUCAAAAAGGUAAUUUAACUCAGCACAUGAAGAUUCACACUGGUGAAAAGCCGUUUUCAUGUGUGAAAUGUGGAAAAAGUUUUAGUCAAGAACAGUAUUUAACUCGGCACAUGACGAUUCACACUGGUGAAAAACCAUUUUCAUGUGUGAACUGUGGAAAAAGUUUUCGUCACAAGGUGAGUUUAAUUCACCACUUGAGGUGUCACACAGGUGAAAAGCUGUAGAAGUAUUUUCCAUACAUGUUCUAUGUUGAGGUUCACUAUAGAACUGAUUUGGUUUAAAACUAGAAUGAAAGACUGGAGGGGUUUCAUGUCUAUAAAGCUGAAAAUUGUUGUAUUUGUUAAA
Xiphophorus maculatus (southern platyfish) is the source of this 2199-nucleotide messenger RNA. Its product is annotated as oocyte zinc finger protein XlCOF6-like. Bases 51 to 2078 code for a protein of 675 amino acids. The transcript has 2 exons. The record is from RefSeq and is a predicted model, not a curated record. NCBI's taxonomy places the organism in Eukaryota, Metazoa, Chordata, Actinopteri, Cyprinodontiformes, Poeciliidae.